UUACAGGUUAUCAAUCGCUUCGAUGUUCGCCUGCAGCAGGUGGGCAACAUGCGGAGGUGAACAAGUCAUGUGCGCGACAUGAUGACUUUAUUUCAUAAGCACGGUAGAUAGUCUCUCUACUAUGCUCGGGCUGACACAUACGGAAGGGAAUGAAUGCUGAAGACAGAAAAGAAUAUGGAUUGUUUUUCAUGUUUUUAAAUCGGAUUUUUAAGCGGUGGAAAUUAGCUGAAUAACUUGGACGUCUCUGCUUAAAUAGCCUACUUUGAUAUCUAUUUUCUUUCUUGAUAUUGAUAUAUUCUGGAUGGUACGGUCAGAGACCGCUUUAAACUGGACAUUUAGAAAGAGUUUUAACUCGAACUUGUGAACUUCAUCUUAGAAUGGCUUUCGCAAAAUUUAGUAAAAUUCUACGCCUGUCUUCCCUCGACGUUAAAAAGAAAGUAAAGCAAUAUGAGCAUGUACGACGGGAUGUUAACCCAAACGACAUAUGGGAAAUUAUUGGAGAAUUGGGAGACGGGGCGUUUGGCAAAGUUUACAAGGCCAAAAAUAAAGAGACUGGGGCUCUGGCUGCUGCCAAAGUGAUUGAGACCAAAUGUGAUGAGGAGCUGGAGGACUACAUCGUGGAGAUCGACAUCUUAGCCUCGUGCGACCACCAGUACAUUGUCAAGCUGCUUGACGCCUUCUACCAUGACACCAAACUCUGGAUCAUGAUUGAGUUUUGUCCUGGGGGGGCUGUUGACGCCACCAUGUUGGAGCUGGACAGGGGUCUUCGGGAGCCUCAGAUUCAGGUGAUCUGCAGACAGAUGCUAGAGGCCCUGGUGUAUCUCCACAGCAAGAAGAUCAUCCACAGGGACCUGAAGGCCGGCAACGUCCUGCUCAUGUUGGAUGGGGAAAUCAAGCUAGCGGAUUUUGGCGUGUCGGCCAAAAACACCAAAACCCUGCAGAGGAGGGACUCCUUCAUUGGAACCCCAUACUGGAUGGCCCCAGAGGUGGUGAUGUGUGAGACGAUGAAGGACGCGCCGUACGACUACAAGGCGGACAUCUGGUCACUGGGCAUCACGCUCAUCGAGCUGGCCCAGAUCGAGCCGCCACAUCAUGAGCUCAACCCCAUGAGGGUGCUGCUCAAGAUCGCCAAGUCCGAGCCGCCCACACUCGAACAGCCCGCCAAGUGGUCGAAGGACUUUAAGGAUUUCCUGAAGAAAUCUCUGGAUAAGAAUCCUGAGACUCGCCCAAGUGCUUCUCAGCUCCUGGAGCACCCGUUCGUGAAGGGGAUGACCAGCAACAGGCCACUACGGGAGCUGGUGGCCGAGGCGAAGGCCGAAGUCAUGGAGGAAAUCGAGGACAAUAGAGAGGAAGGGGAGGACGACGAGCCUGCAGAACUCCCCACCCCCCCGGGCAAAGAUCCCUCCCAAACCAGCCAGACCAGUUUGGAGGCUGAUCACCCCCCGGAACAAGAGCCACCCAUCAAGGCGGAGGACGAGGAAGAGGAGGCCAAGGCCGCUCUGAAGGAGGCCAAGAAGGUCGACGACCGUCUCCCGGACGACGGCGAAGGGGAGCGCAUCAUCGGUGGUGUGGAAGUCCCCGAGAAGCCGGCGAGCGAGACGUCCGUGAAAACGUCCAGCUCCGACUCGGGCAUCGAGGACGGCAAGAGCACGCCCACAUCAGAGGAGGGCAAGACCGCGGACUCGCCCGAGCCAGAGCAGGAGGCGCCACCGAGUGCCUGGCCUCCAGUGCCCACCGUGGUGGUGAAGAGCGCCUGGGAUGAGCCGGUCAGCGAGAACGGCGCUUCAGACGAGCCGUUGUCCCCCUCCGACGGGGGGCCCCCGGUGCUCACACCGCACAAGCGCAACGGCAGCACGGGGAAGGAGAUCACCGAGGAGACGUCCUUCGCCGACGGGACAUCCAUCGCGGAGGAUGCCGUGAGCCUGGCGCCGCACUCCAACGGCCGGCUGUCCAAGCGCUACUCGGACGCCAGCAGUGGGGAACUGAGCCUCAACCUCUCUGGGGACAUGGGCUCCAUCAGCAAGGACAUGGGCUCCAUCUCAGCCAGGGAAUCCCGAUUUAACAGCAAGACGCUGAAGCGCACCCGGAAGUUUGUCAUCGACGGGGUGGAGGUCAGCGUGACCACGUCCAAGAUCAUCGGCGACGACGAGAAGAAGGACGAAGAGAUGCGCUUUCUCAGGCGUCAGGAGCUGCGUGACCUGCGUCUCCUGCAGAAAGAGGAGCACCGUGCCCAGGCACAGCUCAACGGCAAGCUGGAGGUGCAGAGGGAGCAGAUGCAGAGACGCUUCGACCAGGAGAUGCACGCGAAGAAGAAGUACUAUGACACAGAGCUGGAGAACCUAGAGAAGCACCAGAAGCAGACCAUUGAGAAGAUGGAGGCUGACCACGCCAUCCGUCUCCGCGAUGAGACCAAGCGUAUGCGCUCUGAGCAGGAGCGGGCCCUCCACAAGUUCCAGGACCAGAUGAAGCAGAGGAAGAAGGAGGUGAAAACUGAAGUUGAGAAAUUGCCCAGGAACCAACGGAAAGAGAGCCUGAAACAGCGGAUGAGCGUGUACCAUCAGAACAAGGAAACGGAGGAGGAGAAGUUCCUAGCUGCCCAGAAGACCGAGCUGGACACGACGCUGAAGAGGAUCAUCGCUGAGAACAAGAAGGAGAUCGCAGACACAGAGCGCGAGUGCCUGCAGAAGAAACAGCACCUGGUGCGAGAGCGUGAGGCUACGAUCUGGGACCUGGAGGAGAAGAACCUGCAUGAGAAGCACCAGCUGUUGAAGCAGCAGCUCAAAGACCAGUACUUCCUACAGAGACACCAGCUCCUCAAGAAGCAUGAGAAGGAGCAGGAGCAGAUGCAGUGUUAUAACCAGCGGAUGAUGGAGCUGCUGAGGGGCCGGCAGCAGCAGGAGAAGGCCCGCCUGCCCAAGAUCCAGCGCAGCGAGGGCAAGACCCGCAUGGCCAUGUUCAAGAAGAGCCUGCGCAUCAACUCCUCUGGCAGCUCUUCAGAGGACCGCGAGAAGAUCAAACAGUUUGCGCGUCAGGAGGAGAAGCGCCAGAAGGCCGAGCGGCUCCACCAGCAGCACAAGCAUGAGAACCAGACGAGGGAGAUGCUGGGCCAGUGUGAGAGCAACGUCAGGGAGCUGCAGCAGCUACAGAAUGAGAAGUGCCACCUGCUGAUUGAGAAUGAGUCGCAGAGGCUGAAGUCCCUGGAUGAGCAGCACAACAAUCAACUCAAGGAAUGGAGAGAGCUUCUCAAACCCAGGAAGAAGACCCUGGAGGAGGAGCUCAACCAGAAGAAGCGUGAGCAGGAGAUCUUCUUCAAGAUGAGCGAAGACGUGGAGUACACCAAUCCCAGCUCGCCCAACAAACUCACCAAGUUCCUCCCGUACUCCGAGUCCUCCACCACGUAAGAGACACACACGCCUCCGUGUGUGUGUGUGUGUGUGUGUGUGUAUGUGUGUGUGUGUGUGGAGACUCCAGACCCCAGCGGAUACACCCCAAGCUCAGCUGAGGUGUUUCCUCUCGCCUGUCGAUCAAACGCUGCUCUUCCUUCCCCAAUCUUUCUUCCCAUAUUCAUAGAAGCUCUUUUCUUCAGUCCUCUCCGGACCAGCACAACCACAGACGAGGUUGCAUUGGUAGUCCAGUUGGGUUAUGAGGUUGUUGGUUUUUUUGUCUACUGGUGUCUACUGAAUGCCUUUUCCUCUUUUAAAGCAGUAUUUAUAUUGGUAAACCUCCUGAAGGUUUUUUGUUUUUUUGUUUUAAUUUAUUGUUUCCCUUCUCCUCACAUCUUAGAUUAAGUGCACGCUGAAGUUGAUGUAGAGCUCAGAUACCAUCUCUCUCUCUCUCGCUCUCUCUCUGGAGCUGAAGGUAGCUAAGGCCAGUAGGCUGGUGCUGUGUGGUGCGGUGUAAACUCACUAUCUGAGUAAUGGAACCCCACACACUAUCCUGACAAUCCUCAGAACUGGCCGCCUGUUCCUGCAGCGGUACACAAGAGGUCACAAGCAUAGUGGCCCUUAGCCUUGUUUUCAGCAGCCCACAUCCAACACCAAUGGUCCCAGGGCAAACAGGAUUACUAGAAAGCCUCCACAGUUUUUUUUUCAGCCCCGUCACGACAAAGAUGGGGGCUCGUCUAUAGUCUUGCGCCUCCAAUAGUUGUUUACAGAAAAAAAUGGAGGGCCUCCAGCUCCUUGUACCUCUAAAUGGCUGCUUACACCGUAGUACAGAGAAGUAAAGGGGUCGUUUUGAACCAGCUCUCUUGUUGAGUGAGUGCACUGCAGAGUGGGGCGCUGGUGAGUGUGUUCAGGGAGGUUGAUUGAGACAGCAUAUCCUUCAUCCCUCUCUCUGACCUAGCAGUCAUGACUUUAUAGUUCUAUCCCUGCAACUUCCUUAACAACAUUACAUGUGUGGGUUUAACAUUUUUCAUGUUUUUUUUUUUUUCAUUAACAUGGCAAGCAAAGUCAGAGAGAUAGAAAGAUACAAAUUAUAGAGAUUAGAGUUGAUCUAAGUUCAUUACACACAAAGAGUAAACAUUCCUGUGACCGCAUCAACAGUGUCUUAAUUAUGAAGUGCCUUAGUCUUAGCAAUAUAUUGCUCAAAAUGCAGCUAUGCCUGCAUUUAUAGUGCAAGUGUAUUUUCUCCUGCCAAAUAUUUUAAUAUAUAAAAAUUUAAAAACAUUUUUUUUUUUUAAUUUUGCAGAGCUGGAGUUUGAAAGUCCUUUCACUUCCUCACUUUAAAAAAUAUUAUUAUUAUUAUUUUUUUAUCCAGUUUCAGCACUGUAAGUAUUUUAGACCCAGAAACUGAUUUGAUUUAGUUUUGCGGAUUUGUUUUACACAUUUAUUUGUGGCAAGGAUCAUUCAGCCAAGUAGAUACUGGAAUUAUUUUCUGUCUGAAGUCUGCCUUUUUUUUUUUUUUUUUGGUUGAAAUAGGCCGUCCAGCUUACAAGUCAAAUUGUGAUUUUAUUUUAUUGAGAUGUUUAUUUCAUUUUGAUUAUAGAGCUUAUUUAAUCAUCUUCCCAUGUUAAUGUAGGGUGUGAGCAAAGAUGACAUACUAAUAAUUGUCCUUUUUCCUCACUAAAAUGUGAAUAAAUGUGUGCCUGGGUGUGGGCAAUACUGUACUGAACUAGAACACACUGGAUAGGGGCAGGACACCAUAGGUGCUGCCCUUGCCUGUGAAAACCAAAGCAAAAUACUGUCAUCAUCUUGAAGGAGUUUUCUUUUUUAAAUAUAUAAUAUGCCAUUCAUUUGUUUGUAAUAUUAAUCAUAAUUGUAUUUACUAUGGAUUUAAUAUUGAUAAUUUGUUGAUGCUACAGUAUAUGCACUCUCUACUAACCAAAGUGCAAUAAGUUGUCUCCUUACUUUCUUAGGUUUUCAUUCUGAGCUUUAUUCUAAAGUGUAUACAAAUUCAAUUGAGUGGCGACACCCUAGCAGUUUAUUUUUAUUUAUCCAAAUAAGCAAAUGAGCUCCAGGACUGGAUCAGUAACCAGUCUUUUUGGGCCUCUAAGUACUUGCAAUAAUUUAACCUUUUGACAUCUUGGAAGUUGUUCUGUUGUCAUAUGCCAUAAAGGCACAUUUGCAUACUUUUGUCUCCAAUACGUUAUGUGGAUGUAUUUGUUGAGGGUGAGAGAAUAUAAUAUGUGUCAUUGUAUGUAUAUUUCUAAUGAAUAAAACCACUGUCAUGGAAGUUUAAUAAAUGCAAAUUUUCUAUAA
This is a messenger RNA of Alosa sapidissima (American shad), 5696 nucleotides long. RefSeq names its product serine/threonine kinase 10 (gene stk10). The record is from RefSeq and is a predicted model, not a curated record. Lineage: Eukaryota; Metazoa; Chordata; Actinopteri; Clupeiformes; Clupeidae. Gene Ontology annotation, biological process: protein phosphorylation. Bases 378 to 3401 code for a protein of 1007 amino acids. Gene Ontology annotation, molecular function: ATP binding; protein serine/threonine kinase activity. The transcript has 19 exons.